Molecule: messenger RNA, 552 nt
Organism: Trypanosoma theileri
Lineage: Eukaryota; Euglenozoa; Kinetoplastea; Trypanosomatida; Trypanosomatidae
Product: putative Qa-SNARE protein
Exons: 1
Coding region: 1-552 (183 amino acids)
Source: RefSeq, a predicted model, not a curated record
AUGAGAGGAACAGGAGGAAAAGAAAUGGAUCAGGCUGACCAUGUCGUUGAAAGCAUGAAGAGAAACACUGCGGCCGGCAUUGGGGGCAAUAGUGGUAACGCUGCCCACACCACCACUAGUAUUGAAAUUGGCAGCAGUAGUAACAACGGCAAACACAAUUCAUACAACACGAGUGGAAUGAAUCACUACAGUGAUAAUAAUAACAGUAAUAACAACAAGUUUGGUGAGGAGAAUCCUACUGUUGUUGCGGCCCGUAGUAAUCGACUGGCGGCAGAGACGAACGCCAAUCUUCUGCGUGCGCUGCGAAUGAGUGAGGCGACGAAUGACACGGGAUACUCCACACUGCAGCAACUCGGCCGACAGCGGGAGUGUAUUGGGCGCACAAUUGAAAGUGUGGACGGCACUCGCGAGGAGUUGAUGGGCGCACGGCGGGUGAUUCGAGAUAUUCGACUGAGUGUAUACAGAGAGUGGGCCGUGAAGGGAUUGGUGCUCGUAGUACUGCUGCUGCUGGAUAUCCUAUUAUUCUAUAUGAAGUUUAUUCGCAGGCGGUGA